CUAUCUAUAUUUUGUACUAAUAGAAUUAAAAACUACUAAGAUGAAUAUUGAAAUUCUUGAAAAUAAAGCGAUUUGUAAGUUUAAUCUGAGAGGAAUGUGCAGAUUUGGAAAUAGAUGUUGGAAUCGUCAUGAAAAAAUUACAGAAGUCAAGGAAGUCGAAAAAAUAGAGCCAAAACCAAUCGAGGAAGAAAGUGCAUAUGCCCUAUCUUUAACUAAGCCUAAAAAUGUACCAUUAAGAGAAUUUUUUGGCCCCAGUACAUCAAGUGCUGAAGAAGCAAUACAAUUAAUAAAAAUUUCCGAGUCAGAAGAAAAAGUGUGUGGUAUAUGUUUUGAUACUAUUUUGAAGAAAAUUAACAAGUCUGAAAAAACUUUUGGAAUACUACCAAAUUGCAACCAUUGUUUUUGCUUUGCUUGCAUUAGAAAAUGGAGAUAAAGUAAGGAAUUUGAAUUAGAUGUUUAUAAAGGCUGUCACGAAUGUAGAGUCGCCUCAGAUUUUGUAUAUCCUUCGAAGGUUUAGUUGGAAUCUAAGGAAGAAAAAUUGAAUUUUAUUAAUAGCCAGAGGCAAAGAAUGAAGAAACAAGACUGCAAAUAUUUCCGUAAGGGUAGAGGAAAAUGUCCAUUUGGAAACACUUGUUCGUAUCUCCACGCCUUGUCCAAUGGAAAAACUCUUGAUGUAGGGCCACCUUCAAAUAGAAGAAGAACUCCAAAAGGCAUACUUGAAUCAAAAGCUGAAAUACUCCAACAAAUAUUGUUCUGGAUAAACGAUGGUGAUCAUGAU
Molecule: messenger RNA, 778 nt
Organism: Psylliodes chrysocephalus
Lineage: Eukaryota; Metazoa; Arthropoda; Insecta; Coleoptera; Chrysomelidae
Source: the annotation of a GenBank genome assembly